Didymodactylos carnosus is the source of this 2540-nucleotide messenger RNA. The record is from the annotation of a GenBank genome assembly. Lineage: Eukaryota; Metazoa; Rotifera; Eurotatoria; Philodinida; Philodinidae.
GUGCGUCCAGUACAUUUAAUUUACACGGGUAUCUUUCGUACUUAAAACACUACAUCUUUCUGUUUUUCGCUAGAAGUUAGGAAACUAUAGCAGUGUAAGUAGUCCUAUUUUAGAAUUGUCGUUUCGCUAAAUACGUAUAGUUUCACUGUCUUGAUGCAUAAAGAAUGGCAAACAUGCAAGGAAACCUUGACAAAGCUCCGUUAAGGAAUAAAUUCCUUUUGUUCGGAAAGUGGAGCGGAUCCCCGCGGAGCUGAACUUUUUUUCGGUUCCAGACGUGAUCGUGACUCAAUAACGAUCGAAUCUAAAUCCAUAAAUAGUAAAUGACAGUAUCAUCAGCCGUUCUGUAGAAAAAUAGACAUAAAAUUUUCGAUUUUUCUUUGUGUGUGUGUAUUACUAUGUUUUGAAGUAAAACAUGGCGUUUAGUGAGCAGAAAAGUUUAAGAAUAUCGACAUUGAAGAGGAAAUAGCACUGCUGCACGAAGCGACUUUAAAAGGUAACGAAGCAGAAAAAUAUUUUCAGUAGGGACGGACGGGUGCCGGUAUUAGUGCCGGUAGUUUAGAAAAUAUGGUGAUUAGUUUCAACAAUAUUAUAAUACUCUUAUAGAAUCUCACACUAUCUUGGUUUUCAUCGAUAAGUAUUUUGAAAUCUUUUGUAAUAGAAAGUUAUAUUGCCGUAUAGAUAGCCAUGAUUCCGUUCACCCACCUAUUGUGUUCGAAAGAAAAUAUUAAGUUGAAGUUUCAAUGAUUAAUGAAUGUAUUCGUAUAGGGAAGUAUAAUCAUGUGUAACAUUUAGUGCACCACUGGGUUUUUCUUGCGCUUUAUUUCGUUGAGUUGCGACUUAAAAUCUGUUCAUUUCAACAACAUAAGUUUUUCCAAUUUAGUUCAAUGACUUAUACAAAUGUCCUUGUUCUUGCUGUUCCAAUGCCAUUUUGUUUGUUAUAGUCAAUUUCUGAUUUCAGUAUCAUCUUCAUCAAAUCGAGAUAAUUAUUUCUUGUUUUUUCUUUCUCAUUUUUCUAACAGAAAUUGAUCUAGUCUUAUUAUAACCAGAUUUAAUAUUAUUAUACAGUUUCUUAUGUAUAAGAUAAAAAAAAGAAAUAGAAAGAGAAGAGAGAGAGAUACCAUAACUCUAGAACCCCACAUUGUGUAUUGUGUAUGUUCUGUUCUGUCGUCAAUAUAUACAUAUAUUCUAUUAGAAAAAACCGUUAUUUCUCAUUUUCUUUUUGUUCCCGUACCAGCAUUCUUUAGCAACCCUGCGUAGCAAGCAAAUAUUUAUUGAUCUUUUCUCAAUCAUCUUAAUCAUCGACAGCAACAACAACAAACAACAGAAAAAGUGUCGCGUGUAUAUGCUCUCUCUCACUCAAACACACCACUAUGAUAACAUAUUAUGCAAUGACGAAUUUUUCUUCUGUUCUUUCUUCUUUUUCUUGUACAUAUAUUAUAGAAGAACAAUUUCGCCUCCAAUCCUAGAAAUUAUUAUUCGCUUGAUGUCAUAAUACGAUACAAUAACGCAACAAUGGAACAAAAAGAAAAUGAGAAAUAACGGUUUUUUCUAAUAGAAUAUAUGUAUAUAUUGACGACAGAACAGAACAUACACAAUACACAAUGUGGGGUUCUAGAGUUAUGGUAUCUCUCUCUCUUCUCUUUCUAUUUCUUUUUUUUAUCUUAUACAUAAGAAACUGUAUAAUAAUAUUAAAUCUGGUUAUAAUAAGACUAGAUCAAUUUCUGUUAGAAAAAUGAGAAAGAAAAAACAAGAAAUAAUUAUCUCGAUUUGAUGAAGAUGAUACUGAAAUCAGAAAUUGACUAUAACAAACAAAAUGGCAUUGGAACAGCAAGAACAAGGACAUUUGUAUAAGUCAUUGAACUAAAUUGGAAAAACUUAUGUUGUUGAAAUGAACAGAUUUUAAGUCGCAACUCAACGAAAUAAAGCGCAAGAAAAACCCAGUGGUGCACUAAAUGUUACACAUGAUUAUACUUCCCUAUACGAAUACAUUCAUUAAUCAUUGAAACUUCAACUUAAUAUUUUCUUUCGAACACAAUAGGUGGGUGAACGGAAUCAUGGCUAUCUAUACGGCAAUAUAACUUUCUAUUACAAAAGAUUUCAAAAUACUUAUCGAUGAAAACCAAGAUAGUGUGAGAUUCUAUAAGAGUAUUAUAAUAUUGUUGAAACUAAUCACCAUAUUUUCUAAACUACCGGCACUAAUACCGGCACCCGUCCGUCCCUACUGAAAAUAUUUUUCUGCUUCGUUACCUUUUAAAGUCGCUUCGUGCAGCAGUGCUAUUUCCUCUUCAAUGUCGAUAUUCUUAAACUUUUCUGCUCACUAAACGCCAUGUUUUACUUCAAAACAUAGUAAUACACACACACAAAGAAAAAUCGAAAAUUUUAUGUCUAUUUUUCUACAGAACGGCUGAUGAUACUGUCAUUUACUAUUUAUGGAUUUAGAUUCGAUCGUUAUUGAGUCACGAUCACGUCUGGAACCGAAAAAAAGUUCAGCUCCGCGGGGAUCCGCUCCACUUUCCGAACAAAAGGAAUUUAUUCCUUAA